GCCUGGCGCUUUCUGUCUCCGGGUGGCAGCAACGACCAAUCACAGAGCAGGCCGUCCGUGUAUCUAGGCAGAUCACGGCUGCUGCAACCAUUCAGAAAAAGGAAAAUAAAGCAACGCACGAGCCGCGGGGCUGGGUUGGAGCGAAGGUGGCUGCGAGUUUUCCAGAUUUAGGAGACUUCAGAAAGGUGGGGCAGAUAGAAUGGAGAUGGCAAAGAUCUCUUUGGGUAUAGAUGGGCCUGGCGAAGUAAUGGAAUAAUUUCUAAUUUUUGGAGAAGCCCUCAUGCUGGGAUGGCAGAAGAUGAGCCUGAUGCUAAGAGCCCCAAGACUGGGGGAAGGGUACCUCCAGGUGGUGCAGAGGCAGGGGAACCUACCACCCUUCUUCAAAAGCUUCGAGGUACCAUUUCCAAGGCCGUGCAGAACAAAGUAGAGGGAAUCCUGCAAGAUGUACAGAAGUUCUCAGACAACGACAAACUGUAUCUUUACCUUCAGCUCCCUUCAGGGCCCAGCACUGGAGAUAAGAGCUCGGAGCCAAGUACACUCAGCAAUGAGGAGUACAUGUAUGCCUACAGGUGGAUCCGAAACCACCUGGAAGAACACACAGACACCUGUCUGCCAAAGCAAAGCGUUUAUGAUGCCUAUAGAAAGUACUGCGAGAGUCUCGCCUGUUGCCGCCCACUCAGCACUGCCAACUUUGGCAAAAUCAUUAGAGAGAUCUUCCCUGACAUCAAAGCAAGAAGGCUUGGAGGCCGGGGUCAGUCCAAAUACUGCUACAGUGGCAUACGAAGGAAGACCUUGGUGUCUAUGCCACCCCUGCCUGGACUUGACCUUAAGGGUUCUGAGAGUCCAGAAAUGGGCCCAGAAGUAACCCCAGCACCUCGGAAUGAACUGGUGGAGGCAGCCUGUGCCCUGACCUGCGACUGGGCAGAGAGAAUCCUGAAACGGUCCUUCAGUUCCAUUGUUGAGGUUGCCCGCUUCCUGCUGCAGCAGCACCUCAUCUCUGCCCGGUCAGCACACGCCCAUGUACUUAAGGCCAUGGGCCUUGCUGAAGAGGAUGAACAUGCCCCUCGGGGACGGUCGUCUAAAUCUAAGAAUGGCGUGGACAGCCUAGAGGGUGGAGCCCUUAAGAAACCAGAGAGACCGGCCCAGCCUCCUAAGGAGCUGGAAUCCCGGCCUGGGGCUGGGCCUCUAGGGCGUGGAGAGCGGAAGAAGAAUGUAGUUGAGAGCUCUGCCCCAACAGCCAGUAACCUGCAGGUUAAUGCUCUAGUGGCCCGACUGCCUCUGCUCCUUCCCCGGGCCCCUCGCUGUCUUGCUCCACCAAUCCCAGUCUCUCCACCUAUCCUGGCUCCCAAGCUUUCUUCAGGUGCCCUAAAAGUAGCUACUCUGCCUCUGUCCAGUAGGGCUGGGGGACCUCAGGGAGCUGUCCCCAUCAUUAACAUGAUCUUACCAACUGUUCCUGCUCUGCCUGGGCAUGGGCCUGGGCGAGCUCCACCUGGGGGGCUUACUCAGCCACAGGGCACAGAGAACAGGGAGGUAGGCAUAGGUGGUGACCCAGGACCCUAUCAGAAGGGUGUCAAGAGGACAGCUGAAGUACCUAUGGGUGAGGCCAGUGGGCAGGACCCACCAGCUAAAGCAACAAAGCAAGAUAUAGAGGAUACAGCAAGUGACACCAAAAGAAAACGGGGGCGCCCUCGAAAAAAGUCAGGUGGAAGUGGGGAAAUGAAUUCUACCCCUGAGAAGUCAGCAGCUGCCAUGGAGUCUGGCCAGUCCUCAAGGUUACCAGGGGAGUUGUGGGGCUGUGGAAGGGAAAACAGUUUAGUGGGAGGGCCAAAGAGGCCAGUGGGAGAGGCUGAGAAGGGGCCAGUGCUUACCCAAGAUCAGGAAGAUGGUGCUGUUUCCAAAGGAGGAAGGGACCCCCGUUCCCGGCAUGCCAAAGAAGCAGAAGAUAAAAUUCCUCUUGUCCCCUCAAAAGUGAGUGUUAUCAAGGGUAGUAGAAGCCAAAAGGAGGCUCUGCAGUUGGUAAAGGAAGAGGUAGGCCCCACAGUGCAGGGUGAUAAAGACUUAAAGGGGCACAUGCUUCAAAGUUCCCAUGAGCGUAAAGACCCCAAAGCAACACCCCCAUGACAGGUCUGUUGGGAAGAGUGUUUAUAUCCAUAUGUUAACUCUACCUGUCUGCCUUGCAGAGGCCCUUCUCUGCACUUGCUUCUUAUUUGACUAUUCUUUUUCUAAGAGAGUCCAUUCUCCACUGCAUACACAGCUGAGUCACCCAGUCUCACAAGUGCCUAGCUGCUGCCUCUGACCUUUUCAGCUUGAUACCCUUGUCUUUAGUGUAAACCAAUAAAUCUGUAGUGCCCUUC
Otolemur garnettii (small-eared galago) is the source of this 2354-nucleotide messenger RNA. RefSeq names its product regulatory factor X5 (gene RFX5). Gene Ontology annotation, molecular function: DNA-binding transcription factor activity, RNA polymerase II-specific; RNA polymerase II cis-regulatory region sequence-specific DNA binding. Bases 289 to 2121 code for a protein of 610 amino acids. The record is from RefSeq and is a predicted model, not a curated record. NCBI's taxonomy places the organism in Eukaryota, Metazoa, Chordata, Mammalia, Primates, Galagidae. The transcript has 11 exons. Gene Ontology annotation, biological process: regulation of transcription by RNA polymerase II.